Molecule: messenger RNA, 3115 nt
Organism: Lampris incognitus (smalleye Pacific opah)
Lineage: Eukaryota; Metazoa; Chordata; Actinopteri; Lampriformes; Lampridae
Gene: gprc5c
Product: G protein-coupled receptor, class C, group 5, member C
Exons: 5
Coding region: 251-1495 (414 amino acids)
Biological process (GO): G protein-coupled receptor signaling pathway
Cellular component (GO): plasma membrane; extracellular exosome; intracellular membrane-bounded organelle
Molecular function (GO): protein kinase activator activity; G protein-coupled receptor activity
Source: RefSeq, a predicted model, not a curated record
CCGCGCGGGGACAGAAGGCUUCUCGGAGGAUCCUCCGCUUGUCUCGGCGUCGCCGUGGUUCUCGGCUCAACUCGUCCCCGACAGCCGCUCCAGUCUUCCCUUAACCCGACGCCCCUUCUCCGAGGGAAACUUCUGCCCUCGCGUCGACUCGGAGCAGGUGGUGCAGGGUGUUGAUCCUGGAAACUUGCACCAGAGAUUUCAGCUGUUCCUCCUGAAGAUCAUCUCCAGCCGUCAAUCUCGCUUGGACUCUAUGGCUGCCAACGUCACCCCCCGGGGCUGCGGCCCCAACUUGGACUCUCUCUAUUACAAAUUGUGCGAUUUGAACGCAGUGUGGGGUAUCGUCCUGGAGGCUUUCGCCGCAGCCGGUGUUGUGUCUUCCAUCAUUUUGUUCAUCUCGCUGCUGGCCAGCCAGCCUUUCAUAGGGGACAAGAACCGCAAGAGCGCGGCGGCUCUCCACGCCUUUUUCCUGGUCUGCACCUUUGGCCUCUUCUGUCUGACGUUUGCCUUCAUCGUGGAGAAGGACUUCUCCACCUGUGCUUCGCGGAGGUUCCUCUUCGGAGUGCUGUUCGCCGGCUGCUUCGCCUGCCUCCUGAUGCAAUGUGUGCGGCUCAACAUACUCGCCAGAAGGGACUGGGGGCCCAGGGUCUGGGUGCUGCUCCUGGGGGCCCUGGGGCUGUGGCUGGUGGAGGUGGUCAUCAACACGGAGUGGCUUAUCAUCACGGUGGUACGCCAUCCGCAACAGGGGCUUAACACCACGGCGAAGGACAGCAGGGCCACGGCUAUACCCUGCAAUAUUGCCAACCAGGACUUCGUCAUGGCGCUUAUAUACGUGAUGAAUCUGAUUGUGGCGGUGGUUGUGGCGAGUCUGGCUGUCAUGGUGGGCAAGCACAAGAAGUGGAAGGCGGAAAGCACCUCAAUACUUUUGACGAGCUUGCUGUCGGUGGGGAUCUGGGUGGCAUGGAUCGUCAUGUACGUGUACGGGAACGAGAAGACAGGAGGGCCAACGUGGGACGACCCCACUUUGGCCAUAGCCUUAGUGAGUAACGCUUGGGUGUUUCUCAUCCUCUACACCGUCCCUGAACUCUGCUGUUUCGUCAGUGAAGAUGACAGCACACAGGGCUACGGGGAGGACCUGUACCCUAGCCGAGGGGUGGGCUACGAGACCAUUCUCAAAGAGCAGAGCUCCCAGAACAUAUUCAUGGAAAAUAAGGCUUUCUCUAUGGAGGAACCCAACCCAGGUAACAAGCCGGUGUCGCCCUACAGCGGCUACAGUGGCCAGCUCCGCAGCUCAGUCUACCAGCCCACCGAACUGGCCCUCAUCAGCAAAGGAAUUGGCAACCACCAGACGGAGUUGUCCUUCGACUCAGGAAUCCCCAGGGCCUCCGCCAACUCCGCAGCCAACAGCGGGAGCAGCACGCCUCCGCCGCACACCGAGAUGGGGGAUGCCUCAAACACGCAGACAAACGGCAACAGCGUAGGGGAAUGGACUGCAUAGGAAGUCCCAGUGGUAAAAUGUGCCGCGGCUUUCAACACCCUCUCCCGACACCUCUCAGUUCCUGUGUUUUCAUUUGCACCUGCCGAGCGUAGUUUUGCUUCCCAAAGCUGGUAUUAAUAGAGGAACCAUUCGCCCCAGAAUAAGGAGGCAAACACCGGGUCACCACCGCCGAUGGAAAACAGUUAAGCCUUUCAUUGAUGGACUUGCCACGUACCUCUGGGUACCAGACAGUAUACCAGCUUCAUUUGGACAUCAGAGCAUGGGGCGAAGCCACGGCUUUGCUCAAUAACAAUGGCUUUUUGCAAUGGUCACCAUUUGCUGAGAAUGGACUGUGAUCUCUCUGCUGGAUCAAUGGACGCAGAUGCAGAGUGGCCAUGCUGACAGCACAGAAUAGUGCAAAAGAACAGCCUCCUGAAGACUGCACACACACACACACACACACACACACAAAAUGUUACUAUCGUCUCUGAAGUAAACAGCAAAUCAGAAACCAUGUAGGCAGAAGGUGUGGCGCAUCACUCGAGGUGCAGCAGUCCCAGGUGGAGAAACCGUGGCACACAUAAUUGGGACAUGGCUCAGCAUAGACUAUGCACGUCUAGACUGCCUCGAAAUAAGGCUAUUUAAUCAUGAGGCUGUGACUUGUAAUCAAAAUCCACUCACAUUAGUUUAAUAGAGAGACAACGUGUGCACAGUCAAGUUUCAUCAUAGGUGUCGUGUUUUUUUGUGUGCCCUGGAUUAUGAACUUCAUUUGUGGCAGCCAGCAGCCAGACAUCAAAUUAAACUAUGGGGCAUUAAAUACAUGUAAAUAUGUUAAUGUGUCAGUGGCUCCUUGAAUGCAUGGAAGCAUUUUGGGAAUAUUCAUGUUUAAAAAAAAAACUAUUUAUAGCAUGCUCAUGUGCUAUUUAAUUUUAAUUUUGCAAUCUAACCCUAAUGAUAAUGACACAUAUUCAGUUUAAAAAAAACUGUUAACGGCACAGCGCACAGCCAUUAGUGUGCCAGCAUUUCAUUCUAAAUGUUAAGUGACCAUUCACCUCCGAAACUGUACAUAGUUUGUCAUCUGACCAACAUCUUCUGAAGUUCACGCGAGGUCACCCGGUGACGGGGGGGGGGGGGGCAGACUGCGUGACAGCAGACGCAAUGGGAACUAGAGUAACUGGAUGAUCCCAUCAGGUCACCGGCGCUUGUCAGACGCCGUUAUCUCGAAAGGUAAUUAGUUUGGGGGAUGCAACAGUUUCCACUCUCUUUCAAUUGCACAGGUCAUUUUCAUAUUCACCCGUGAUAAGGUCACGCAGCGCUGCCCUCGGGGUCCUCAAGCGCCAGACAGCAUCAGCGGAUGCCAGAGUAAAGGUUACGAAAGGCCGCGGUUACAUAAGCCGGAGAAGUGGGCAGACGCAAGACUUCAUGACCGCUCUUUCAAAUGUCUAUUGGAGCAGACCGCCGGCCUACGCUUCAUCAGAUAGCCGGCGCGGAUGCCCUUUGGCGUGUGCUGGGGCCGAAUCGCUGUAUUAUUUCUAGGGACCAUUCAUGUUCACUUUGAUAUUCAUGUAUUAGAAUUUCACUGUACCGCACUAUGGAAGAUGAGUUUGUUCAGUUUGUUUAUGAGAAUAAAAGGUGUAACAA